AAAACUGUUUUGUACCAACCUCUGAGAUCAUUGCUGUAGAAGAAACUGAACUUAACAAGAAACAGCGUAAUAUUGGCAAAUGGCAAAAAAUGGCAAAGCCACAUGCUUUCACAGUGUAUUAUGUGAAAAAAGCCCGAAAUCACCGCUGGCGGUGCAGUGAUGUGACGUUUUGGUGUGUUGAUGAGCAUUUGUGUAAUCAGUGGAUACAGGCACUGAAAGAAUUACUUGAAAUGCAGAAGUCUAGACCAAAGCAGUUACUUGUUUAUAUUAAUCCGUACGGAGGAAAACGACAAGGGAAGAGGAUUUAUGAACAGAAAGUUGCUCCACUGUUCAAUCUGGCUUCUAUCUCCACUGAUGUUGUUAUAACUGAACAUGCUAACCAUGCGAAGGACAAUUUAUUUGAAGUUAAUAUUAAUAAAUACGAUGGGGUUGCUGACAUUGCUGCUUCUCAAAGUCCGCUAGUAAUGGAGUCCCUGAACUUCACGGGGGCUGAAGGAGACAGCUUGGCAUAUUCAGUGCAUUGUGGUGACUGUCAGCCUCUGGAUGUCUCUUCUGUACAUCAUAACAACACAUUUUUGAAGUACUCUGUAUCACUGCUGGGUUAUGGUUUUUAUGGAGAUAUAUUAAAAGAUAGUGAAAAGAAGCGGUGGAUGGGCCCGAUAAGAUAUGAUUACUCAGGCUUCAAGACUUUUCUUACUCAUCAUUACUAUGAAGGAACAAUUUCAUUUCAACCAGCAAAACACACACUGGGAUCUCCACGAGAUAAAGAUAGCUGCAGAACAGGCAACUUCCAGUGUCCGUAUGCACGACAGGCAGUUGGAAUGAGCGCCGUUUGUACUCUCCCUGCUUAUGAUCGCUCUAUGGUACGGCAGAUACUUUGGGUGGAUAAUGCGCGGUAUUACAGUGACGCACCCUGCAGAAUGGCUAUGAAAACAGUUGGUCAUUUAAAAUGCGAAGAUGAAGAAGAAUGGAAGGUUAUUAAAGGGAAAUUUCUAGCCAUUAAUGCAGUAAAUAUGAGCUGUGCCUGUCCACGAAGUCCAAAAGGUCUUUCACCAGCAGCUCAUUUGGCAGAUGGUUCAGCUGACCUCAUUCUAGUUCGUAAAUGCUCCAGAUUUGAUUUUCUACGGUAUCUUGUCAGACAUACGAACCAAGAUGAUCAGUUUGACUUCUCAUUUGUAGAUGUUUAUCGGGUGAAGAGUUUUCAAUUUACAUCAAAGAUUUCAGAAGACAACGAAAGUAACGUCACGGACAUAGGAAAGAAACGUUUUGGCCAGUUCUGCAGAGAUCAUCCAGCCUGUUGCUGUAAUAUUGCUAAUAGCACCUGGAAUUGUGAUGGAGAAACUCUGGACAGUUCAGCAAUUGAAGUGAGGGUUCACUGCCAGUUAAUGAAACUGUUUGCAAGGGGAAUCGAGGAAAACUGUAAAGAAGCUGCCUACAGCCAGAGGUUUUGUGACUGUUUGGAUGAUACCAAAUACCACACACAGCAACUGAAAUGUCUGCAAGCAACUCGCAGGGAUACUUACAAUACCAGGAAGGAAGGCAUCUCUGCUGUCUUCCUAAUGACUGAGAAGCACACACCAGGUCACGAUGAGCCCUGCAGUGCCCUUUCUCCUGACGUUGAACUGAUGGCAGCACCAACAGACUUUGGGCCACGUGAAGGUGCAAUCAGAAAACAUCCAUCAGGAAAUGAGGUUGCCAUUACCUUUGAGAUAAGGCCACAGAUGUUUUAG
Tauraco erythrolophus (red-crested turaco) is the source of this 1730-nucleotide messenger RNA. The record is from RefSeq and is a predicted model, not a curated record. Lineage: Eukaryota; Metazoa; Chordata; Aves; Musophagiformes; Musophagidae.